AUGGAGGAAGAAAACGCGGGUGGUAGUAAUAGUGGAGGUGGAAUCUCGACGGUGAUCUCUCAGGAUUUGACGAUCCUUAAGCUUGACCAAUUGUUGACGUUGUUUGAGAACGAACACUAUGCUCUUCUGGAGAUGAUGGAGUCGUUUAGUUCUACGGCUCAACUCGACAACGGCACGCUGAAACGACUGUUGAGUCUGAUAGGCUCGUUCCGUGACAGCCCCGACGACGACCAAGUCGCAGCUUCGGCAUAG
This is a messenger RNA of Linnemannia hyalina, 252 nucleotides long. NCBI's taxonomy places the organism in Eukaryota, Fungi, Mortierellomycota, Mortierellomycetes, Mortierellales, Mortierellaceae. The record is from the annotation of a GenBank genome assembly.